Hemibagrus wyckioides is the source of this 2718-nucleotide messenger RNA. RefSeq names its product thromboxane A2 receptor (gene tbxa2r). The record is from RefSeq and is a predicted model, not a curated record. The transcript is spliced from 3 exons. Gene Ontology annotation, cellular component: plasma membrane. Gene Ontology annotation, molecular function: thromboxane A2 receptor activity. The coding region runs from base 190 to 1323 and encodes 377 amino acids. Lineage: Eukaryota; Metazoa; Chordata; Actinopteri; Siluriformes; Bagridae. Gene Ontology annotation, biological process: positive regulation of blood pressure; positive regulation of cytosolic calcium ion concentration; adenylate cyclase-activating G protein-coupled receptor signaling pathway.
GUGAAACGCCCCAAUAGAGUCGUGCUCUAGUCAUUCCAGAGAAUGAGAAGAAACGAUCCAUAAACUAAUGCUCCCAGAUGAAGGAACAUCCGUGAGAAGAUCUGGAGUGAGGCCCACAGGAUGACUAAAAGGCCUGACUAAAAGGACUAAUUUGAGGAAGCAUCAAGUAAAGCAAGCCGUGUCACCAUAAUGUCAGAUUACCCGAGCAACACAGGCAAUGAGCCAUUAAAUCAUUCCUUCUGCUUUUCAAUAAAUGCAUCUAUAUUACCAGUCAACCACACCAUCGCCUCAGCCUACUUCUCGGGCGUGUUCUGUGCACUGGGCCUCAGCUCCAAUCUGUUUGCCUUAGUGGUGCUGGUCAAGUCCUUCAAGCAAACACACAGCCGCUCUCGCUCGUCCUUUCUUCUCUUUCUGGGCGGUCUGGUGGUGACUGAUUUCAUGGGCCUGCUGGUCACUGGAAUCAUUGUAGUCUCUUUCCACAUCACACAUUUCAAAUGGAUGGAAGUAGAUCCUCACUGUCAUCUCUGCAACUUCAUGGGCAUGUCCAUGGUGUUCUAUGGCCUGUGCCCUCUCCUUUUGGGUGCCACAAUGGCUGUGGAACGAUUUGUAGGCAUCAUGUGUCCCUUUGCACGUUCCACCAGCAUGUCAAAGAACCGAGUGUGUACCACUGUGGUCAGUGUGUGGGUGACAGCCGGGUGUAUCGGCCUGUUGCCUCUGCUCGGUCUGGGCAGCUACCACCUCCAGUACCCGGGUUCAUGGUGCUUCCUAAAAAUCAGCUCUUUCCCCCAGGAUAUGGCCUUCUGCCUGCUGUUCUCACUAGUUGGGAUAUUCUCUCUUGCUACAUCAUUCAUCCUAAACACAAUAAGCCUGGUCAAAUUGCUGAAGCUCUGUUGUGGACAGGACUCCACUCAGCGCCGGAGAGACUACGAGGUGGAGAUGAUGGUGCAGCUUAUCUUCAUCAUGGUCAUUGCAUCCAUCUGCUGGUAUCCACUGCUGGUGUUUAUUGCGCAGACAGUGUCUUCUGAGACAAAGAAGGACAUCCACAGACUACUACUCGUCUAUAUUCGCUUCGCUACUUGGAACCAGAUUCUCGAUCCCUGGGUCUAUAUCCUCUUCCGCCGUUCCGUGCUGAAGCGGGUCUAUCCUCGCAUGGACUGGUCGCGUGGCUCCAUCAUCAGCCUUUCCCCAACUAUGUCCACCACCAGGAUCAGACUCACUCGUGCCUCUAUAGCACGCCCUGAGGAUCUCAACGAGCAAAUCUCAGAAGAUCCAAAGCGGAAAGUUUCUUUAUUGUCAAAGCAUAGAGACUCUUCUCCUUCUUGAUCAACACUCAGGGCUUUUUAUGGCUUCAAGCAUCAUUUUUGUUUAUGUAAAAUCUGAUGUAACCACUUUUAAAUGGUUCAUUCUUCUUUGAUGGCUACAUGACUACAUGUAUUAAUAUUUGGCUCACUUUUGUUAACACUCACUUUUCCAACAGAGACGUUUCAUUUAGUUCAGCUUAAUUUGAUUUGUAUAAGAUGUAAAGGUGAGCUAGUUUCUACUUGCUAAUAAAUGUGAGCUAAUUUCUACUAGCUAAUGCAGCUGUAGCUGUUGGUAGUCUAUUUGGGAAGGCAGAAGGACAUUAAGCAGUAUUCCAAUUUCCAUAGUUGUGUAUGUUUAAGGUUUUUGCCAUUUUAAAUUAUACUACAGGUUUAGAGAUGGUCCUAGGUUGACUUCCUGAUAAACUGAUAAACUGCAUGCUUUUAUAAUGUUUUGCAUGGAACAACCUCAUAUGAUCAUGUGCACAAGCACCCAAGAGGACAGAACUUUUUCUUGCAUCAACAUGUAUUCAUUUUUUCACAUCACCUGGGAGAUGCACAAAAUCUUAAAAAAAUAAAAUAAAAUAAUAAUAAUGCAACAUAUAUGUCAAAUGUAAUAAUCCAUAAUAAUGUCAAAUGUAAUAAUCCAUCUGGAUAGACAUCUUUUAAAUUUUACAAUCAAUCCAUCUGCCAGAAACUCCAAUUCCCAGAACCUGUUCACUCCCCAGUCUCUGUCAGUCAACUUCACACACUCACAGGUUUACUAAUCACUCUCACCUCUAGUUCAUUAGCAUAUGUGCAUAUAUUCACUCAUUUCCAGCUGUUUCUUUGCAAAAAGGGUUUGUGUAUUUUGUCUGCAGUUCUGAGCCUUUUGUUGUUCUGUUGGUUUUGUUUCUAUAUUUCUUUUGUUUCAUACCACAGUAAUGUUUUACACUUCUUUUAUAAAAUAAUAUAUAUAUAUAUAUACUAUUUUAUUGGACUUGUUCUGCUAUAUUAUUGUUUCUAUAUUAACAGCUUAUUCCUGGAACUUGUAUGGUGGACAUGCCAGGUAAUCUAAGGCUGACGAUAAACACUUUUUUUAAAGUGUUGUUAUUUAAAAAAGAAAAGCAUUUAAGUAGUGAUACUGGGACGUCUUCUAUACGGAGGCUUUUAUUCACUAUUCACUGAAGGAGUCUCCGGGAUCAGCAUGAUUUGUGAGGGUUUUACUAACUUCAAGAGAGAGAAAAAAUAGAAGCUAGUGAGGGAACGUCUUCAGUUCUCAUGCACUCUGAGAGAGUGCAUGAUGUUGCAAAACUUGCUUUACUUUCUGAUGAGUUACUGUUAUGGCUGUCUUAAUAAAUGGAAUUUGUACAUUGGCAGUUAAAAAUUUUCAUACACUGUAUUAACACUUUAACUCAGUAAAACUAAACCGUUAAACAAU